UGACGCCGAGCACUCACCGCAGCUGGUCACGCCUUUUACGACGGUGGCUGUCCCAGCCUAUCGCCUUCGCCCACCAAUUAUCGCUCUCGUCUACGAAUUAUUACGCGGUCGAUCCGGGAGGGCUUAUGUGUAGAAGAAAGGCGUGAAGGACAUUGUUCGUCGCAUCGACUCUCCUCCUUUGUUUUCACCUCCAAGUCAAUCCCCACGACGGACUGUGCGACGUCACCGACUACGACCCGCCCGCGAUGGUGCUCAAAAAGAAAGAAGUCUACACGGUCAUCACCCCGAUUCCCGGCUUCAUACCGCGCCAGCUAGCCAUCGACAUCCUCCACAGCCACGGCGAAGUGAUCACGCUGAAUCCCCUCGUGCUCGAAUACAACCAGAUCAAGGCGCCUCGCGAUGCCGCCGCCGACGAAUACUUCUCGACAUGGUACGAGAUCAUCGAGCGAAUCCAAUAUAUACCCGGCAUGGGAAGGCUGGGAUCGGGCAAGAUUAAGUUCAACGGCUGCUUCCACGACCUGCCAUGGGGUUUGCAGACACAUAUCUACGCGCCGAUGGGUGUGGAUCUGCGGAAUAAAUACCGCAUCGCGGGGAAUCAGCCAGGUAUCGAACCUCCGGAGGCCCAAGAGAUUGGGUUGGCAGCGCUAGGCGCACCGAAAGAUGGCCUGUACUUGAGGGAGGAUAUCGAGAUUCGGUGCAAUAUUACCAUGGUCGGCGUGGUCAAGGCGCAGAUGAAAUCGGCUAGCAAGGAGAUGAUAACACGGCUCAUCAAGAAGGCCGAAUUGCUCGACGCCGGCGUGCUGCAGGCGAUGGUCGAGGACGGGAAGAUGAAGACGUUUAACCCUAACGACAGGACAUACACAGGCGGCUUGGGCGCAGCGGCGAAGUCGCCCCCGCUCUCGCCCGUGAGCCUGUUCCAGCCGCCGACGUCGCCGUCGAUACCGUAUCAGGUACCGCGACCCUUGUCGCUGCAGCAGGGGCAGGGCAGCCGGCCGGGGACCGCGAGCUCGCAGAGCUACCCGGCACACUGGCAGGCACAGUUCCAGUCGGAUAACCCGGCAUACCAGCAGCCGCCGCAGGCGGAGCUGCCGAACACGCAGCCGGGGAUGCCGACGCACGGCCAGGGCGUCAUCAUGGAGUUGCCGGGUGACUUCUACCACCCGCAAGCGUCGCCGCGGCUGCAGCCGCCCCCGGCGUACCUGACGUCGUCGUCGUCGUCGUCGCCGCUGGCGCCGUCAGGGCCCUCGCCGCGCCACAGCUCCUCCGCCCUGUCGUCGAUCCGCUCGCACUCGCCCGACCCCAGCAAGCCCUGGACCGCCUGGUCGCAGAGCCAGCCGAGCCCCUCGCUCGCCAGCUCCCGCCCCACGUCCUACUCCUCCGACCCCGGCGCCGGUCGCGCGUCGCCCGCCCUCGACCACAAGGGCUUCUCCAACGAGCUACCCACCCACCCCGAAACCGCCGAGGAGUACGGCCACCAUCACCACGGCGGCCAGCGAGCCGACUCUCGCCCCGCCCGCGCGUACUCGUACAACCCCGCCGACUACGCCGCAGUCGGCCGCUAGAGGAGGCGAUCUAGCAUCCCGUCGUUUUAAGUCUUUUUUUUUCACCCCUUUUUUUCCUUUAACUCUUCGUUAGAGACGGAGCUGGAUGGAAGCGAGAGGGUAUAGGGCCGUAAGGGACUGAGUUAAAUGCGGUGAAUGGGCUAAUGAGAACGUAUGCGUUUGCGUUAGGCCGUUUGCUGUGCAGUAUACCGGGCGGGCACUGGCGGUUGGGAUCCCCGGGUUGGCCGCCGGGCGUGGUCUACAUGGAGUCACGGAGUGCGAGGGAGCUUAUCUGGCGGAACUUGUCGGCUUAUGGGUUGGGCUUAGGACCGCGGCUCGCCAGAUACGGGGCCUCUAUUUAGCAGCCCCUUAUACCAAUGGUUUUAUAUCCUGUAUACGUUUAUUGCCCUUUUCUAGUGGCUUUUCUUCAUCGGUUGUUGAUAUACAUGAUGUAACCUUGGUUUUUUCUCGUGUACUAUGUAGCUGGCAAGUCUCGUUCAUCCUCGGUAGUAUGUAUCUCUGAAUACCUACAUAAUACAGGUAAUCUAUCACGUCUCCCCACGUUGUGGUACUGCCACGAGGUCCGAGUAUAUUGUAGCUUUGGUUUCAUUUACCUACUUAGGUAUUUAUUUACCUCGCUGCUAAUAGG
Durotheca rogersii is the source of this 2190-nucleotide messenger RNA. RefSeq lists its product as uncharacterized. The record is from RefSeq and is a predicted model, not a curated record. Bases 246 to 1562 code for a protein of 438 amino acids. Lineage: Eukaryota; Fungi; Ascomycota; Sordariomycetes; Xylariales; Xylariaceae. The transcript has a single exon.